ACUGUCAGAUUGUUUUGGUUAAAGGGCUGUGGUUGUCAAAUACUACAACAAAUUUUAAAAAAUAUAUGUAUUAAAUCAACCAAUGUACAAUGACUACUAAUGAUAAUAAUUCGUACUCUCAGUAUGAUAACAAUUUUAUUGAUAAAUUGUUGGGCGAAAUGAAAAAUACGUUUAACAGAACAGAUUCUGUAAAAGCAGAAUUGAAAAAUGAAGAGUCAACUGAAUCGGUAGAAAUGAAUAGUGAAGAAACUGUGACAUCACCAAAAAAAUCAAACCCGGGAACUCCAGGUCGUCGUGCAAGCAAACCAAAAGUCGAUGAAAAACCCGAAGAAAGUACAAAAAGAUCCUCCAGGAGAAUGAAAAGUGCCACUAAAAAAUCGGUCCUGCAAAACGCCAUUGCCAGGAAAAAGUCUUACAAUGAACCCACCCGACAAAGAUUGACAAGACAACUGAAACCAACACAGAAGGUGCUGGAAAACAUUGCACAAGCAAAAGAUGUAGUAAAAAGAGUUAAAAUGAAAGACAAUGCACAAAACAACAACCACCAAGGUGAAGGCAAUUCCAAAAAAACUAGCACAACUCCCAAGAAAAAUCAAAAAGGUACUAAAACCUUGAAAAUAGAUGAUAGUGAUGAGGAUAGUCAGUCUGAUCAAAAUUGUUCAGAGGAUGAUUUUGAAGUAGAUAAUAUUAGAUCUAUAAGGAAGUCUAGAAGAUUAUCUAAUAGUCCAAUUAAGAAAGUAGUUGAAGCAACUCCAGAUCCAGCACCAAACAUUGCUGAUCAGGUUGAAGACAUUCCGGGCCAUCCUGCCACAAUAUUAAUGAGGGAAAAUCCAGAGCUAGCAUUAAGAUUAUGUCUAUGCACACAAAAGACACAUUUUUAUGUAGCUGAAGGUAAUACUGAAGAUAUUGUUUAUUGUUCUGCCGUUGACAGUAUUGAUGACAAGUUAGUAGGAUGCUCUCGAGAAGUCACUGUGGGUGUAUCAUCACUUAUAAGACCAUCAAGAAGGGUACCAUACAUGACGCUCUGUGAAUUACACAAAAAUAGAAUGAUUAGGCACAACUGUUGCCCAACAUGUGGCAUAUUUUGUACCCAGGGAAAAUUUGUACAAUGUGAAUCGAAUCAUCAGUUUCAUGAAAAAUGUCGUUUGACAGUAGGUAGUACAGAAUGUUGUCCCCAUUGCGGCACCUCAUCUCCUUCCAGAGACCUCCUACUUAAAUUCCAAUGCACAAAAAACCCCGUGUUUCUUCCUACUCAAAAAUCAAAAGGCCAGACAGCUAAAAUGGCUUUUUCUAAAGCCAAAGACCAAAUCCGUAGUUCUACCCCACUUCUGAUUCCUUUAGACUCUUUUCAAAGUCUUGAAACCCUUGCCGACGGGACAACUUUUACUGAAAACGACAUUUUGGAUGCUGUCAGCGAAGAAGACAAGGAAAAAUUGAUGUCGAUUAUAGCUUCCACUUCGGUAGAUCUUAACUUUAAACUAGACACUUUUAACAACGGGACACUUCUACACUACGCCGCGCACAAAGGAUGGCUGAAAAUGUGCCAUCUGCUAGUGUCGCUAGGUCUUCACAUAAACGAAAUAGACGGAGAACAAAACACGCCGUUGAUGUUGGCUAUAACGGGGCACAAGAUAGAUAUCGUACAGUAUCUAGUUAGAGCUGGAGCUGAUAUAGCCUUCAAGGGAACCGAUGGUAUGACAGCUUUGCAUGUAUCGUCAAAAUGUGGCAACCUACAGGCCUGUAAAAUUCUUCUAGAAGCAGGGGCGAGUAUUAAGAAAUAUAUCGAUUGUCAGGAUGAUGGGGGAUGGACGCCACUGGUGUGGGCGUGCGAAAAUGGGUUUGCCGAAAUCACGGACUUUCUCAUCGGCCAAGGAGCAGAUCAUAGGUUAAGAGAUGUGGAAUAUAACGAGGCUCUUCAUUGGGCUGCUUUUAGUGGCUGUUCUCAUAUCGUGGAGCUGUUACUUAAUAGGGGAUGUGAUAUAAAUACAGUUAACGCACAUGGAGAGACACCCUUACAUAUAGCUGCUAGAGAAGAUAGAUACAAUAGCGUGAUAGUAUUGUUAGCGAGGGGGGCUAACGUAUUUUUGGUCAACAAGAACGACGAAACCCCUCUGAACUGUGUACCUGAGGACGGCAUGUGCCACAAUCCAAUAGCUUUAAAUAUGCAACUACAAUCGCUCGUGAACCCUUCGUCGAGGCUAUUUACCAACAUAGUCGCUGAGGACAUAUCAAAAGGCAGGGAAUCCAAUCCGGUCCAGUGUAUUAACGCCGUUGACGACGAUCUCGAACCGAAGGAUUACGUUUAUAUAACGAAAUCCGUCGUAGCGUCCGAGAGCAUCGCUAUCAAAUCGACGCCGUCGUCUCUGCAAAGGUGCUCCUGCGACGAGAGAUGCACCGGCGAGGAUUGCCUGUGCGGCAAAUUAUCCGUCAAGUGCUGGUACGACGAAGAUGGGAAGGUUUUUAUGGAUUUCAAGUUUUCUGAUACUCCGAUAAUAUUCGAAUGUUCUGACACAUGCACCUGCAAUGCGAUCACCUGCAGGAACCGCGUGGUUCAAAGAGGUACGCAGCAUCGAUUUCAACUUUACAAGACUGAUUCAAAAGGCUGGGGAGUGAAAACCCUUAGGUUAAUAGAAAGAGGCCAUUUCGUAUGCGAAUAUGUAGGAGAGAUUUUGACUGACAGUGAUGCUGACCACAGAGAAGAUGACAGUUUUGUCUUCGAUCUCGGAACUAAGGAUACAGAUAGUUUCUGCGUAGAUGCCAAAUUCUAUGGCAACCUAACGAGGUUCAUCAACCACAGCUGUAAACCCAACUUGCAUCCGGUCAAAGUAUUCGUCGAUCAUCAAGACGUGCGGUUCCCGAGAAUAGCGUUUUUUGCCCUGAGAGACAUCCGCGCAGAAGAAGAACUGAGUGUUCUCUUUAUAAAGGCGAUACAUUUUGGCGAUAGUCAAAUCAGAUUUUUCGAUUACGGCCAAAAAUUUUGGAUGGCUAAGUAUAAAGUGUUUUCGUGCCAGUGUGGAUCUGAUGAAUGCAGGUAUUCUAAUGAAGCUAUUAAACGUCUGAUUGACGACAUUAACUUAAAGGACGACGACAGUUUGUCUAGUUAAUAAAUCAUUCCAGUAUACUAGGUGGUUCAUAUGUUUUUACAAAUUGGAAACAGGGCCUUACAAAUUUUAAACAACCAAGCUUAAGUUGGGUGCCGUAUUUCCAUCAUUUCCUUAAUUGGUUUGGUACCUCUGAAUACGUUAAAAUGACAGAACUAACUGUUCUGAGGUAAAAACCACUACUGUUGACAUUUAAUUUUAUCUUGUCAUCUGUAUCUGUGUCAUCAAAUAUUAUUGACUGUAAUACAUCCAACUCCCACAGAAAUCUGGAAGCACAUUGCCACUAGCGCCACUGUCGGCUUGAGUUGACUACGUUUUGACAACGUAAAAUUUGACGUAAACAUUCAAAUUUAAUUUUAUAAAUUUUUAAAUAACGAGCUAAUUUUGCUAAAUUAAAUUAAAAUAAAAAUAGUUCAAACACUUAUACAAAAACAAUAAUAAAGCAAUUUUAUUAAUGUAAGGUUAGAUUGCUCUGGUUAUCCUACUCAUACCGCUAGAUGGCGCUAUUUUUUUGCUUCCUCAAAAUUAAUGGGAAAUAUCAAGAGUUGUAUGUAUUACAGUCAAUAGUAUUUGGUGUCAUUUACUUCACUUAAUUUUGUGUACAUGGUACAUGUGUUGUUCAUGUAUUGUCUAUAUUUUCUCUGGUUAUAUUUUUUAUUGUUAUUUUGCAUAAGCAAUAGAUCCGUCUUUGUAAUUUUGUUUAUUGGAUAUAUUCCUUAAAAUGCCAAAUUGGGACGUACAGCUGGUUGUUAAAAAAACUGAUACGACUCUUAGUAAGAUUUGAUCAUUUUGAGUAGUGUAUGAUAGGUCUGACAUUAUAUUAUAUUUAUUAUGACAGACAAAUUAUAAAAUAAACAAACAAACAGCCAUUUUUUGAGGUUGAACCAACGAACUGUCAACACUGAUGGAAUGGCCCCGUCGCGUUCAAACAGUGAAGCGAUAUUGGCGCCAACAUACAAGAGAGAGGUCCUAGAGAGACAGAGAAUUUUUCAGGUAAAAUUUGCUACAACUACAACCAGAGUUGCCAGAUGUGAUUUUAUAAAUCCCCCACUUAGAAACUGAAAUUCCCUCAAAUCACUCAAGUUUAACUUUUUGCCGCAUUUUAAUAAAUUAGUAGUCAAAUGUAGAGAACAGUAAACAAAAAUUAUACUACUUAUCAACAGAGAGCCCUGGAAAUAAUUCAUAUGUCCUAUCUUCUUCGAUUAUAUGAGAGUAUAAUAUACAUUUCUAUGACCCCUUAAAAUCAUUCAUAAUUUUCACCCCAAAAAAUCUCCCAACCAUUUCUGCUUAGAGAAGUUCCCCUAUACGCUUUCAAAUUACCCCAAAAUUGUGGGAAAAUACCCCAAUCUGGCAACCCUGACGUACCUGACUAACACUUUCAAUUUGUUUGUUUACGAAAGAUGGCGAUGAUCUUCCCUCCUUUACCUGAUUAUCUUCUAUCUCAUCCUGGGCCACUUAAAUUCACUUCAUGGCGAUUCCAUCAGUUUUGACAGUUCGUUGGGUUGAAAGAAUAAGUUAUCUGACAAAUUUUAAGAUUUGGCAGUGACAGUGACAGCAUGUAAAUAAUAAGUAGUCAUCCUUCAAAAUACACUGCUCAAUUUUCUACAAAAUACGCUUUAAGAGUCGUAUCAGUUUUUUUUUUGGAACCAGCUGUAAGUUUACUUUUGUAAAAUAAAUAUACCAAGCAUUGUAGAAAUAAAUAAUUUUCAAGUGCCUACACCUUCCAAAAGCAGUAAGAAUUUUAAUAUUCGUUCUAAUAAUAACGUUAUUACGCAAAUGUUGGUUUUCAAAAUAACUCUAUAAUUAUUAAUCUAUAGAAAUAACAUAAAAAAACAGAAAACUAAUUUUAAGCAAAGGCUUAAACCAACUCCCGCGCGAGCUUAAAAUAAUUUGAUUUAAGCCUACGCUUAAGCCUCAAAUUGAAGUGGAAAUACAGGCAACUAAGCUUAAGCGCAGGCUUAAAGUAAGCUUUGGCUUAAGUGCGGUUGGAAAUACCGGCCCUUAGUGGUAUUAUACAGAUUUUGUGGGUCCAGACAUUGAAUGAUCACCGUACAAUUAUCUAUAAGAGUAUUAUUACCUACUUUAUUUAUCUCAUUAUUUGGUAUUUUCGAUAAAAGAAUUAAAUUUGUUCGAAUAUAUGAACUACUUCGUGCCCAAAGCAAUAUAUUUACCCAAUUGUUCGUCUCAAAUCAAAUUUGAAAACAAAAUGUGUUCUAUAGUUCUUAAGGUGACUAAGUUAUUUAUUUAUAUGGUGCUGUUGCUUUAUGUAAAAGUGGAGUUACAAAUAAAAUGUUAUUAUUU
Diabrotica virgifera virgifera (western corn rootworm) is the source of this 5402-nucleotide messenger RNA. RefSeq names its product histone-lysine N-methyltransferase EHMT1 (gene G9a). Lineage: Eukaryota; Metazoa; Arthropoda; Insecta; Coleoptera; Chrysomelidae. The transcript is spliced from 15 exons. The record is from RefSeq and is a predicted model, not a curated record. Gene Ontology annotation, cellular component: nucleus. Bases 90 to 3104 code for a protein of 1004 amino acids. Gene Ontology annotation, molecular function: zinc ion binding; p53 binding; protein-lysine N-methyltransferase activity.